AGUACCCCUGAAGAGUGAAGCCGAUUAGACAGUGUCGACCUCCCAAAGCAAGCGGCAAUGGCGUCUGUGAGACUUAGCUUUUCCUCAUGGACACCAACAGCGGCGACAGCUCAUAAGCAAAAUUGUAAAGCAACUCUACUCUCCAAAACCAGUCUCAACUUCAUACCUUCUGCCUCCUUUCUUCCUUCCGACAGACUCAUCUUUCGCCCUUCUCUUUCUUCUCCUGUAAUAUCUCGGAAUUCCACAUUUUCGUUCGUAACCAAAUCCUCCGAAUCUGAGGCAACCGUCGUUGAAGCUGAACCGGAGUCUGAGCCAGCCCAAGCCGUUGAAACGUUGAUAGAGGUUCCCAAACGUGAAGAGAUUUUUGCUGUUGUCAUGGUUGGGUCUCGUCAAUAUAUUGUUCACCCGGGACGGUUCAUCUAUACACAAAGGCUCAAAGGUGCCAAUGUGAACGAUAAGAUAAUUUUGAACAAGGUAUUACUGGUAGGCACCAAAACAAGUACAUACAUUGGGAAACCCGUGGUGCCCAAUGCUGUCGUGCAUGCUGUGGUUGAGGAACAGUUGUUGGACCGCAAAGUAAUUGUCUUCAAAUACAAGAAGAAAAAGAACUAUCGGAGAAAUAUCGGUCACCGACAGAAGAUAUUUUGCAGCCAAUCACAAGGAUAAGGAUAACAGGCAUCACCGGUUAUCAAGACUCACCUGCUGUUACACUGGAGACAUAGGACGGGAUUAAUAUAUGGACAUUUGGCUAAGGAAAUCAUUUUAGUUUUUUGUAAAUGUAGUUUCUUUCAAUGAUGUAGAGUUUGUAUUCAAAUUUCUUGAAGAGACUCAAUAGUGAUGAUAUCAUUGGCACUGGCCCUUUUCACUGGAACACUUGCUAAUGGUGAUGAGUUAAUUCCAUGAAACAGAAAGCAAGCAAGUUACUUCAAUGAAAAACUGAAGCAUUACUUUUUGGAUCAA
Macadamia integrifolia is the source of this 960-nucleotide messenger RNA. RefSeq names its product 50S ribosomal protein L21, chloroplastic. Gene Ontology annotation, molecular function: structural constituent of ribosome; RNA binding. The record is from RefSeq and is a predicted model, not a curated record. Bases 58 to 666 code for a protein of 202 amino acids. Gene Ontology annotation, cellular component: ribosome. The transcript is spliced from 5 exons. Gene Ontology annotation, biological process: translation. Lineage: Eukaryota; Viridiplantae; Streptophyta; Magnoliopsida; Proteales; Proteaceae.